UUGAACUGCUUUUAUUGAAAACCCAUUUAUUGACCAUAUAGCUGUGGUUCAGUUUCAAGUCUCUUAACUCAGUCUGUUUAUCUAUUUGUCACUCCUGAUGCCUUGUCUAUAAUAGCUUAUAGUAAGCCUUAAAGUCAGAUAAUACAAGUCCUUGUUCUUUUUUACACAUUGCAAUAAAUUUUGAAAUAGGUAAUCACUCAUAAAACCAUCACACACAUCAGGAUAUGCUGUCCCUUCAUCCGUUUCUGAUAUGGUUUGGCCGUGCCCUCACCCAAAUCUCAACUUGAAUUGUACCUCCCACAAUUCCCAUGUGUUGUGGGAGGGACCUAGGAGAAGGUCAUUGAAUCAUAGGGGUGGGUCUUUCCUGUGCUAUUCUCCUGAUAGUGAAUAAGUCUCACUAUCUGAUGGGUUUAUGAGGGAUUUCUGCUUUUGCUUCUUCCUCAUUUUCUCUUGCUGCUGCCAUGUAAGAAGUGCCUUUUACCUCCCGCCAUGAUUCUGAGGCCUCCCCAGUCAUACAGAAAUGUAAGUCCAAUUAAACCUCUUUUUCGUCCCGAACUCUGUUAUGUAUUUGGCAGCAGUGUGAAAAUGGACUAAUACACUCUCAUUUCUGAGUGGGACACAUCCUCUCACUCACAUAUGCUGGUUGCUGACUUGUGACUGAAGAUUCCCUAUUGUACCCUCUAGGGACAAUACAUCUCCAGUUGUCUGUGGGGAGGAUGAACAUGCAAAAAAUCCACACCACUCAGUACAGAGUCUCGAUUUAGUCCCAUUAGUCUGAAUGGGACUAAUGCCCUUAUAAAUGGACCCCGGGGAGCUCUCUCACCCUCUUUCUACCCCCUGAGGGUACAAUGAGAAGGUGGCAGUCUACAACCAGGACAAAAGGCCCUCACCAUAACCCUACCAUGUCAGCACCUUGAUCUCGGACUUCCAACCUCCAGAACUGUGAGAAAUCAAUUUCUGUUGGGAAUCAGCCACCCAGUUGAUGGUACAGUGUUACAGAAGCCCAACUAAGACAGAGAUGAAGUCCCAUGGAGGGUCUCUAAUUUGCUAAGCUGGUCAUCAGGCAUGAUGUUCCCAGUUAGAAACAGGAAGAGCUGACAUUUUGUGUAUAUGAAAGAAGACAGUGGACAGGCCCAUUGUGUCGGCUUUGUCUGCCUUGGCAAACUGGAGAGGGAAACUCCAUUCACCAUCGCCAACCACGGGAGGACCAGGAGGAACUCCAGAGGAGGUUAGGUCGACUUCAUGGUAACUUUAGAUCCUGAAACCUCCCAGGAUUUUUCUUGUCUUCCCUUUGCUCUCUCUUCUGCCUACCCAACAGGACAGGACUCGCCGCCUUUCUUUCCCGGCAGAAAGGGGUCCGUUGUGGACAGGACCAAAGUGAGCAGCCGGUUUCCCCUACGUGUCCUUCCGGGACUCGGCGUCUGGGGAGCUCAGGCUGACCCGAGACCUAACUCCCGGCGAGUGGGACCAGCAGGAGCCUGGAAGAGCGCGCGCACCGGGGUGGAGGUUGGGCGCCGGGGGGCGAGAACCGCAGUCAAACCGUCUUCUUCCCGGGGCACUGCGCACCUGCCCCCGGGGAUGCCGAAGGAAGUGGCCCAUAAAGCUUCUCUGCAACCGAAAGAGGCCUGAAGCUCCAGGAGGGCCGAGAGGAGCCCCCUUGAGCGAACCCAGCCUCUGCCUGGCUGGCCCUGGUCAACAGGCUCGGAAGAGUCCGAUUUGGAGGACAGAGCGGAAGAAAAGACCUAAAGGUUUCCAAUCUCAUGAUGUGGAGAUGUUAAAAACCUCCAAUCCUAAGGUCCGACUGUGCGGAGGAGCGAGGGGGUCUCAAGCUGGAUCGACCCCUGAGCCUUCAUCUGGAGAGUCCUCUCCACAAGCUCAGAGAGCAGGACAACGCGCAUCAGUGGUUCUCAAAAGGGGGCAACUUCGCCCUUACACUCCUCUCCCAUCCUUGCUGGGACACUAGGUCACGACUAGGGGAAGCGGGGAGGGAGAAUGUUAACCCCCUGGCAUCUAUCUAGUCAGCGGAGGCGACGGAUGCUGCUAAACGCCUUACAAUCCACCGGAGGGCCCCUCCCCUACCCCGAAGUAGCCAUUCCGCAGAGGUGGAGAGACUCGCGUGAAGCUCAAUGCCCACGCACUUAGCAGACGGGAAAUCACGAAUUGAUGACCAGUUGGCUCUUGGAUCGGAGGAAAACACUCCAGCGUCAGACGGAACUCUGGAAGUUUUGCCCGGAGCAAACAGAAGGGUGGUGUUGCCAUCGCCUAAGAUGGGAAAAUGGCAGGUGUCACAGGUGGCAGGGGAAGGUCAGAGACCAGCUGAGGGCCCCGGAGCCUUCCUGGAAAGAGUUUCCCAUCCAGCCCGUCUCGGUUCCGCAUCCGUCUGAUUCCUUAUGAUGUUGAGGGUGCUGGCGUCUGGGUCCCUUGUGAUGCAGAGGGUGCCCCCGUCUCACCCCGGGCGCCUCCCGUCUCCCGCCUCCUCCUGGCAACCUGGUGCGCGGCUCCGGACCUGGCGACCCACGACCGGCUGGUCACUUGCUGCCGCCUCGCAAAGGCGCAUCUCUAGUUCAGUGGUGAGCUGCGGCCGGGUCGCUGCAACUCGCUCCAGGACUCGGGAUUCGGUGUCCCUCACGGAGCCCUCGGUGUGUCGCCUGCAGGCUCUUUUUUUGAAGAAAGCAGGGAGGGAAUGGCCUUGUGAGAGACUCCAGGAGCAAAGAGCGACCCUCAAAAGGCCCAAGUCCUUCCAGAGCUCAGGGAAAGUGUCGCUUCUGGCCGAAGAAAGGAGAGAAAGCUCCCUCCCGUGUGUCCCUGGUGGUCUAGUGGCUAGGAUUCGGCGCUUUCACCGCCGCGGCCCGGGUUCGAUUCCCGGUCAGGGAAUUGUUUUGCACUGGCCGCCCUCCCGCAGGAAUCUUCCUUCACUAGGCUGUCAGCCGGCCUGCUCCAAGGGCCAGAGGCAGAACAGUCUCCGCAGCGAGGGGCAAAGCCGGGCGAAGGAGGGCAAGUCCUGGUGGACCACCUCUCAGGACACACCGCUCCUGUUUAUCUCCGUGUCCCUCAUCCGCGGAAGCGGCUUUAGAGAACGACUGAGCGUCUCGCUCAGGUGUACACAGCCGUGCAGAGAUGCCAGCCCCCGUGGAGCUGCACCCAAAAAGUUCACCCUCUUUCCGUCGCCACUUCGGAGGCGCCUAUCGGGCUGAGCUGCGAAUAACUAAGAGAGAGGCCAAGCCAAGUCAUGGCGUUUGUGCCAGCCCCGGACACGGGCACCGGCUAGUCAGCGGAGCCUCCUCACCUCCGUUGGCAGCUAACGCGCUCGUUAGCCCUUCGGAAGAGGCGACCGGAGGCGAUGCCAGCGAAUUUGUUAGGGGGUGAGCGGCGGGUGAGGUCCUCGAGGGCGGUCCCGUUUGCUGAUUGAGCGGUAGAGGGAGGCGAUGUUCGCUGACACAACAAGGACAGCAGGUGGAGGAGGCACAGACGGAAAACUACUGCCGUGCCCUAAGCAGAAGGCAGGUGUAAAAAUCAGCACUAAGACGUCAAAGCGAUGGUACCACAGUGAAAUCCCACGAUGUCUACACUCAACCGAGCACUUGAGCACGCUCCCCCUUUUCCAUUCAGUACUCCCAGGAGGGGUUCGGAAGAACCCCGAGUCCACUGUAAGCUCAGGGGACAGCGGGAGCCAGGGAGGUGAAGUGCACAGAGGCAGCGGGCAGAACCGCGGGGGCAAGCUGAGGGGAGUCUCUAGUAUUCUUCUCUGAGAAGAAGAAUUCAUUAUACAGCUGGACAAUGAAAUCUAUGAUCUGCCUGUAGAAGUUAGAGGUGCAUCCUGUUCCAGGAAAUAAUUACAAUUUAGGCAAGUUAUAUAUGUUUGCUUAAGAGAAUGCUUUCUGCACAUUUCAUGUUCUUCCUUUCUAUCUUAGCCUAGGGAGAAAACCGUGGGGACUCAGGGCUGGAACUUUACUGUGAUGGGGCAGAAGCUUAAUUUUCACAUGAUUCUCA
This is a messenger RNA of Pongo pygmaeus (Bornean orangutan), 3990 nucleotides long. RefSeq lists its product as uncharacterized. The coding region runs from base 2391 to 3194 and encodes 267 amino acids. Lineage: Eukaryota; Metazoa; Chordata; Mammalia; Primates; Hominidae. The transcript is spliced from 2 exons. The record is from RefSeq and is a predicted model, not a curated record.